Cladophialophora yegresii CBS 114405 is the source of this 1893-nucleotide messenger RNA. RefSeq lists its product as uncharacterized. The record is from RefSeq and is a predicted model, not a curated record. The transcript has 2 exons. The coding region runs from base 1 to 1893 and encodes 630 amino acids. NCBI's taxonomy places the organism in Eukaryota, Fungi, Ascomycota, Eurotiomycetes, Chaetothyriales, Herpotrichiellaceae.
AUGCCGAAACCAUUUGACAGACGAUUGCUCAAGGCAAUCCGUCGAAAGGUUACCGCCCCCUUAAAGCGUCACCUGGUCAACAAGCGUGAAAAGGUUUUGCAGCCAGCCCAGGAUGACAAGCCUUCGGUGACGCUCGCAACUCAUGUGCCAGUGCCACAAACUAGCCCAGACUUUUACGAGAAACAGGCAGCGGAGGUGGAGGAAUGCGGCCCAACCAUACGCGAUCCAAAACGAGCUUCAGGAAUACACGAUUUUGUCGUCGAUGGUGGAGACCAAGAUCAUGUGCCGUCUACUGACGCCGGCGUGGCAGCCGAUCGUCAAUCUCUGCAUAACAAAAAGGACAAACCCCAGCAGGCAUCAGUUGCCCAGGACUCUCAACACCAGCACCGUUCGACCGCAACACCUUCAGACAUCCACCGAGAGCGGCCCUCAUCUGCAAAUACCACAUUGGACGUCAGCCAAACACCGCGAGCUACAUCGGACAGGACGUCAAUGGCGGUCGCGGACAACCCGGUUGAGCGACAUGAAGUAUCUGGCUACGCCCCGAGCGGUCCGCUACCACCGCUUCGAAAUGAACAGCUCCUGACCAUGCAAUCCCGACUGCUCAGGAAGGUAGAACAGCGGAACAGUGUCGGAAAGGCACUCGACCGCACAGGUUUUGACCGGCCUUGCAGCAAGGGCAACGUGAUGAGCCGGGAUCACAAGCUCAUGACCGAACGGACGCAGAUCCAGCAGAAUGUGCAAGCGUCCAGCCAUGCCCGUGUUCUUCGGCGAGAGCAAGACACACAAUUCACGUGCGCUGCGGCAGUUGGGGGAGGCCACAACAGGAAGUGUGACAUUGUUGCCCGAGUACCAGCACAAGUUUGUGACGACUCACACCAUCGGGGAGGCACUGGUAUCCAACCUUCGUACAUGCAGAAAGCGGCAGUGCACAAACCACAACGACAUAUUGGCCGCCUCACAAAAGAUAUGAGUGAACCCAAUACCAUCGCUAUCCAGAUGCAAAAUACCGUGAUGGGGGUGGCAGUUGAACAGCCGGGGAGCUAUGGCAGAAGACGAGUCAGAGCACAAUUGGGACGCCCAGCAAAGGAUCUUGCUAAAUCUCAAUCACCUUGUGUGCUCGCGCCAGAUUCAAUGAUGUCGGUUACGGAGGGUUCACAGGGACCACAAUUACAGACCGUCGCCCCCGGGAAACCUAGCUCGACUACAUAUAAUUUAUCCCGGACGGGAAGCAUCGGCCUGCCCCAGGAGACCCGGAUGACUAUUGUUCCUGUCGACUCAUUUCAGCAGCAUCGACUCUCUAGAGCCGGAACACUCACCGACCAUAGUGUCGACCCGCUGAAGACUCCCUCAGCGCCAAGAAGGCAGCUGCGACUAGGACUAGCUACAACUAGGGCAAGUCCUACCAUCGGCAAAACCCAGAAGCUGAUAUGUAGCGCGCUGAUCAAGGAGGCUUACGGAUAUCAUGCACGUGUAUGUCAAGUCCGGGGAGUUGCCGAAUCAUAUGCGCGUGCCUUUGGCCUGGAGGUCGCAUCCAGCCUUUACGAGUAUGUUGUGAUGCAGUGCACCUUCGACGCGGCUCACGCCACUCUAAUGGUCAGCCUCUGUGCGAUCGUCUCGGUCACGGAUCCGGUGAGUGAACAAGCUUGCGAAGAUGGGGAUCCCAACAAGCACCUCAUUCCAAUUGAGCCCAACGAGCCACUUCCGAAUGGGAUACAAAUGCAGGCUGGGUUCGGAGAUGGAGGGCGCCAUUUUGGCGGGCACAGCUGGAUCGAUAUCAGCAAGGUAUACCAGGUCCCAGUUGAAUUCAUCAAAGCCAGUCGUGACGUAUCGCUCAAGCUGUGCAAAAGCUCGUGGCAGAAAAUGAGGGAGAAACUGUCCAUGGGAACGUAG